AAAAAAAAAGGAGAGGAGAGAAAAAGGAGAAAGAAGGAAAUGGAGAGCGAAGAAGCAGAUUCUGUUCAAGUUCAAGCCACCAGGCCCAGAAGAGUACCUAGGACUCCGGUAACGGCCAUUGUGCUGAAGAAGAGAGUUCGUAAACCUAAGAACAAUGAAGACUCUCAUCAGUCAACUUUUUCUAAAGUAGAGAGUCACAAGGCCACUGUUGAGGACAAGCACGCUCAGUGGAAGACUCUUCUUCCCGUUCUCUAUGAUUCGUUUGCCAACCAUACCCUCGUCUGGCCCUCUCUCUCUUGCAGAUGGGGGCCAAAGCUUGAGCAAGCAGCUUCGAAGACUCAACGACUCUAUCUCUCAGAACAAACUAAUGGCAGUGUGCCUAAUACUUUGGUCGUAGCCAAUUGCGAAGCUGUUAAUAGGCAGCUUAAUGAAGAGGCUUACUCUCCAUUGGUGAAGAAGUUCAAGACCAUUAUCCACCCUGGAGAGAUCAACAGAAUCAGGGAACUCCCACAAAAUAGCAAGAUUGUAGCUACUCACACCGACAGUCCUGAUGUUCUCAUUUGGGACACUGAGACUCAACCAGACAGGCAUGCUGUGUUUGGAGCUCCACAUUCUCGUCCGGAUUUGUUACUAACUGGGCAUCAAGAUAAUGCUGAAUUUGCUCUUGCAAUGUGCUCAACCGAACCUUUUGUUCUCUCUGGAGGCAAGGACAAGUCUGUUGUUCUGUGGAGCAUCCAAGAUCAUAUCACAAUGGCUGGUACGGAUUCCAAAUCCCCUGGAUCAAGCUUCAAACAGACUGGUGCAAGUAAUAAUAAAAUUAGUGGUCCUUCUGUUGGCCCUCGAGGCGUAUAUCAUGGCCACGAGAAUACAGUUGAAGAUGUGGCAUUUUGUCCAUCUAGUGCACAGGAAUUCUGCAGUGUUGGUGAUGAUUCUUGCCUAAUGCUAUGGGACGCAAGAAAUGGUACUGGUCCUACCAUGAAGGUUGAGAAGGCACAUGAUGCUGAUCUUCAUUCUGUCGAUUGGAAUCCUCAUGACAACAAUCUGAUCUUGACAGGAUCAGCAGAUGACACUGUCCGUGUGUUUGACCGCCGAAACCUGACUGCAAAUGGAGUUGGUUCACCUGUCUACACAUUUGAAGGCCACAAAGCUGCUGUUCUUUGUGUUCAGUGGUCUCCUGAUAAAUCAUCUGUUUUUGGGAGUUCCGCAGAAGAUGGUCUCUUGAACAUAUGGGAUUAUGACAGGGUUGGCAAGAAGUUCGAGCGUGCACCCAAAAGUCCUGCUGGGCUUCUCUUCCAGCAUGCUGGUCACAGGGACAAAGUGGUUGACUUCCACUGGAACGUAUUGGACCCUUGGACUAUUGUCAGUGUUUCUGAUAACUGUGAGAGUAGCGGUGGAGGUGGAACAUUACAGAUAUGGCAGAUGAGUGACUUGAUUUACAGACCGGAGGAUGAAGUCUUUACAGAGCUAGAAAAGUUCAAGUCACAUGUUUUCACAUGUACCUCCAAGCCUUGAGGAAGCAAUCCCAUGUCUAUUAGUAAGUUGCUGCAGGUUGGGUGCAGUUUUGCGGAAAAUCGGUUUGCGUAUGUGAGUUAGGCGUUAGUUUAGGCGGGGAGAUUACUUGGUUUAUGUAGGCCAGUAAUCCAAAAUAUUGGUAAUUUUAAAACUUCAUUAAUCUUUUAGGGUUCUUGAUUCUGUUUCUUCAAGUUAAUAUGGUAGGCACCUAACUUGCUUGUAUCUUCAACUAUUGUUGUGAAUCCAAACUUGGUUAAGCAAGACGAAACUAAAGCAACAGAAUGAAAUCCAGAUCUCUAGUA
This is a messenger RNA of Capsella rubella, 1814 nucleotides long. RefSeq names its product WD-40 repeat-containing protein MSI5. Lineage: Eukaryota; Viridiplantae; Streptophyta; Magnoliopsida; Brassicales; Brassicaceae. Gene Ontology annotation, molecular function: histone binding. Gene Ontology annotation, cellular component: nucleus. The record is from RefSeq and is a predicted model, not a curated record. Gene Ontology annotation, biological process: regulation of gene expression. The transcript has 15 exons. Bases 40 to 1512 code for a protein of 490 amino acids.